UGUGGCAGCCCUAAUUUUCCAGUUAGAAAAUCUAUUACAAUAUAAAAGUCUACACGAUAUACGGUUAAAUUUCGCAGCUGGCAAAAGUGAAGUCUACAAAUGCGCGCAAGACGCUGUUUUUAGUUAUAAAAAGGCAGAAUAUAGGAAACCAAUAAAAAUAUCUGACAUUUCGAGUACUUUUUGCUUAUAGAAACUAAAAGAGAUAGAGCUAACUGGUGGGCAGCAAAUAAAAGGUGUUGAAAUUUUACACUGCAAUCCAGUGCGUAAUGGAGGCCACCAAUGUUUUAAAAGAAUAUCUGGAGUUGUUUACCGCUGAUUGCAGGCAAUUAAAAUUAGUAGUGGCACCGAAUGCUGUCGUCGAUUGGUUCGGGCGCACCGUACGCGGCCCAGCAAAUAUUCAUGAUUACUUGAGAUUCGAAGUAGGGAUACAGUAUGAGCAUGCAGAUUUUGAUAAAGCUGAGGAGUGUCAGCAAAUAGAACAGCGCCCAUCACAUUGGAAAACGAAAUCUUUGCCAACGGGAGAUGUUGAUUUUGUCUUACCUCUUAAUAAAGUUACAGGAUUAACUUCAUUAAAAACAUAUGCAGACAGUGACCUUGAGGAUGAUGAUUUGGAAAUGCAACCUUUGCCUUCAGGUACUCAAACACCAGAACCUCAGAGCGAUGAUAUAGCGCAUAUUGGUGAAUUAACACCACCAUCGAGUACGAUCAAAAUCGAACAUAAAAAUUUAACUGAUUCUGAAAGUGAUUCAGAUGACGUACAAGCGCCCAAACGACUUAAACGCUCUGUGCCAACACCAUUUAGUUAUUUGCGACGCAUACCAACAUCAAGUUCGAAAAUUACUCGUGUUUUGAAGAGGCAGCCAACAGAGACUCCAUUUGAUAUGCCCAUAUUAGGCGAUGAUACAUCCAGUGAUGAGGAAACAGAUGCUGAUUUACGUAAAAAGUUGUCUAAAGAAUAUACACCACUAAAAUAUAUAUCGGCGAUUGGUGUAUUGCGUGCUAAACCACUAUUGUAUUCAACUGGUGAAUCGCCACCGACGUCACAUCGCACGAACGACUGGGAUAGACCAGCGCGUUUGCGUAUAUCAUAUCGUCGGAAUUUAACUGAUCAAUCACUACAAAUCGCUUUGGUUAUUUAUGAACAUUUAACUAAUAACAGUGCAGGUAUGGGUCAAGACGCAACUGCUGCAGCGGGUUUGCGACGUCGUAAUUUGAUGGCAGAGUUUAAUGAAACAGCAGCCUUAAGCGAAACGCCAAAUCCAACGAAUGAAGACGUUGUAACCGAAAUAGCAGGUCCUAGAAUCACUGAAAGCAGUUCAACAGUAACAACAGUGAAUAAUGUUGACGAAGAAAGCGCCGCCAUAAGUGCAGAGCUACUGCGUACACCAACUAAAAACGAUCAUACGCCGCCAGCUACGCCCAAACGUAGACCAAGAGUGCCAUACACGAUCUCUGGCAUGAAACGAAUCGGCUCGACACCCACAUCGUCAACACAAAAACGCAGUGCUGCUCGCACGCUCAGGCUAUAGGGGAGUUGUGCGUUGCAUCGUGGAUAUCGCGAAUUAUAUUUAUAUUUAGCAGAAAAAUUAGUCAAUUUUUUUUUAAUCUUUUGCUUUGCCAGAAAGCGGAGUUCCAUUUGACUCAAUUGUGUGUGAAAAGGUUGGGGCAUGCUACCUUUUAAAAAUCUUUGGUAUUCUAAAGAAA
This is a messenger RNA of Ceratitis capitata (Mediterranean fruit fly), 1704 nucleotides long. RefSeq lists its product as uncharacterized. The record is from RefSeq and is a predicted model, not a curated record. Bases 267 to 1529 code for a protein of 420 amino acids. The transcript is spliced from 4 exons. Lineage: Eukaryota; Metazoa; Arthropoda; Insecta; Diptera; Tephritidae.